This is a messenger RNA of Leptopilina boulardi, 2031 nucleotides long. RefSeq lists its product as uncharacterized. The coding region runs from base 224 to 1897 and encodes 557 amino acids. The record is from RefSeq and is a predicted model, not a curated record. Gene Ontology annotation, molecular function: protein binding. The transcript has 3 exons. NCBI's taxonomy places the organism in Eukaryota, Metazoa, Arthropoda, Insecta, Hymenoptera, Figitidae.
UAGAAAUCGAAUAAUUUUUUUGAGGAGAAAUUCCAAAUAAAGUUUUUUACAUGAUAUGCUUGUACAAUGGAAUAAAAAAAUCUUUUUCAUCUCAUAUUUGUAUAGGAAUUGUAAAGUGAAAUUAUUAAAAUUUAAAUGAUAGAAGGUAAAAAUAAUAGAAAAACACAUAUGAAAUAGUGCGGAUUAAAUCAAGAAUAAAGGGUUAUGAUAAUAUUUAUUGACAAUGUUAACAGAAGCGAUAAUUUUAAAUGACUUUAAACACGAAUUUGAAGAUGAAAAUAAAGAUAGAAUGUCUGUUACCGAAAAAGUCGAAAAACGUGCUUCUAUGAAGCAGAGAAAAAAUUCGCACGGCAACGAUGCAAAUUUGUUGCAACGAGAAGCUGAACACCAUUAUUUAAGAGAAGAUUACGAGACGGCUUUGGACCUAUAUCACAAAGCAGGGGAUAUAUAUAGCAGUCAUAGUGUUCCUACCAAGAGGAGAACAACGUCAGCCAUAAGCUUGACAGCGGCUAAUCCGUCCUCGGCUUUACGGAAGCUUUUGCCCAUGGCAGUGCAAAACGGGGUAAAAUUGUCCGCGACCUUAAAGUCUACUGCCCCAAAGGUUGAGAAUAUUCUCAAACAAUCGACUGAUCCAUCUCGUGACUUUCCCCAAAUUCUCCAGUAUUUUGAUGAAAGAAAAAAUAGCAGAAAAUUGUCAAUGUCCAAUGAAAUAGCACAGAGAUUGUCACGUACUCAAAUGAUGCAUCAACAACUAAAAAAUCAGGCUGAUUCCAGUUUAGCUAGUCUCAAGUCAUAUUUCAAUAUUGGCGAUUUCGAGUCAACUUUAAAGACAGCGAAGGAUAUUAUUUUCCUCGCAUCGGGAUUAAAUGCACCACAUCAAUAUCUCAUUGAGGCUUAUCGUUGUUUGGCACUAAUUCACAUCUCUAAUCGAAGACACGAUCACGCUGUAAACAACGUCUCACAAAUGAUCAAUGCUUCAAGAGCAUCCGGCAAUAUAGCAUUGUUUAUCAAUUCUCUAGUGAUUUUGGGCGUUGUACACGUGAGCUUUCAUCACUAUGAUGCUUUGUCUCGCGCUUGGCAAUUUCUGUUGCCGGAAGUGAACGACAAUUUACUGCCAAAGGCAUGGUUAUUGCACGAAAUAGGUCGAUGUCAUUUUGAAUGUAAAAGAUUCACACUGGCAUUAGAAUUUUCCAUUGAAUGUGAAAAAAUAUCAAAUAGGGUAAAUUCAAAAAAAUGGUUGGGUUAUGCUAAGCUAUUGUGUGGACAAUCACUUUUAAAACUUGGUCAAUUUACUGAAGCUUUGGAAAUAUUGAAAGUGGCUCAAGUAAUCACUAAAGAGGUGAACGAUAUUUCAACUUUUGGCUAUAUUAAAAAACUUAUCAAUCAAGUGAGGGGAAUUUUAAAGCCAACCAUAGACUCAGGAGCGUCAAUCGAUUCCUCUAGGGAAAGGAGUAUUGAAAGAAAAAUUCUAAGGGAUUGCCAGCCUUUCAGUGGUACUUUAGUAGAUAAGAUGUUCAUUGACAAUGAAAUCACUAGCUCAAUAAAAAUAGAAGACGAGAAGACGAUCACUACUACUUGUACCAAUAUUGUCGAUUGUGAUCUUGAUUCUAUCACAAGUAAGAAUUCCGACGAGACAUACAUCAUUCGAAAAGACCAAUACCAAAUACCCACUCGAAAUUUCCCCUUUUCUUCAUCGCAUAGUGCCUUUUCACAACAAAAUCAACUUCUUCCUCAAAAUAAUAAUAAUAAAGUCUUUCAUCCACAAAGUGGUGACUACAUUUUUCACCAUAAAGUGUCAAUUCAAGAUUUUAAAGUUUCAAGUACUUUGGAGAAUUUAUCAGAAAUUGGUGACAUAGGAAAAAAUAGAUUCUUCGUAAAAAGUAAACAAGAUAUUUAGAGUUCAAGUAGAAAUUUUCUGUUGAGGUCGAUAAUAAUUUUUUUAUAACCUCGAAAGUUCUCUUGAUUUCUCAAGUCCUCGACAAUUAAAAAUAUAACUUGAUAUUUUAUAAUUAUUAUCUUUUGAUAGAUUCU